This is a messenger RNA of Colletotrichum orchidophilum, 993 nucleotides long. RefSeq names its product C6 zinc finger protein. Gene Ontology annotation, biological process: regulation of transcription by RNA polymerase II. The transcript has 3 exons. Bases 1 to 993 code for a protein of 330 amino acids. Lineage: Eukaryota; Fungi; Ascomycota; Sordariomycetes; Glomerellales; Glomerellaceae. The record is from RefSeq and is a predicted model, not a curated record. Gene Ontology annotation, molecular function: DNA-binding transcription factor activity, RNA polymerase II-specific.
AUGCACGAUGUCGUCCCACUCGAGUCUCCGAUCGCUACUGAGCCCGACCGAACGCGCUACCCCACGAUCGCGAACCAUGAAGGAGGACUAGAGCGAGAUCGUCCCGAAAGCAACAUCAACAGGAUGCACGGCGGCGAAGGAACACACGAGCAGAAGUGGCUGCUGCUGCGGGACAUUGCGACGAGGAUAAGCCCGAAUGCGGAAACUUCUCCUACCGAAUCGUCGCCGCCGGCACCGGCACCGGCACCGGCUUCGGCACCACGGAAACGGGGCCGUCCUCGCAAGGACUGGGACGCCGUUCCGAAGCUACCAACCCCGACCGCCUCCGGACCGUCCUUCUUACCCUCCGACCUCCCCGCGGCCCUGAACCCAGACGACCUCGAAGUCCUACAUCACUACAUGUGCCACACAGCUAUUACGCUCGGUGAAGCCGGUGUCUGGCGUCAGAAUGUACCGCGGCUUGGCUUCCAACACCACUACGUCCUUCACAUGGUCCUGGCAAUAUCGGCACAGCAUCUUGCCAGACUCCGGCCAGCUGAGGCCCCACGCUGCGAGGCGCUCACAGAGCAGCUCCCCACGAGUGCGUUGCCGGCGAUCAUGAACCUCGUCCCACGACUGGACAAAGACAAUAGCCAAGCCCUCUACCACAUCGCAGUGCUCGUCUGCUUAUCGACAUUUGCGAAGAAGCCAAGCCCGGGGCAGCUCUUGGUCACCCCAGAAGAUUGUGAAGUCCCUUGGUGUGGAAUGCUCCGAGGCGUACAUAUAGUCGUUCAAAACAUGGGCAUACAUACCAUCAUCGCCGGCUGGGCGGACGACAGCGUAUCUUUCAGACACACCUGGACUCACUGCCCGCCACUUCCCAACCCGGUGCCCAAAAUGGUCAUAUGGGAGCGGCGGCUCGAGGAGCUCGCCGAUCUGGUGGCCACAAUUCCUGCGCCGGAGCGGGAGAUGUACACGAGCUCACUCGACCUGCUGAAAGACUGUUUCAAGUAG